AUGUCUUUAAUUGCAUUAGCAGUCUUCGGACUCUUGAGGUUAUCCAUGGGUGUUCCAUUCGAAGAUUCUCACAAGUCUCACAACCCUCAAGACCUCUAUCGAAAUACAAGAAUAGUUGGUGACAUGAAAGCUCCUGAAUCCAUGGGUCUACAAGUGGCAACAUUGUACAACCCUCAAGAUCUUUAUCAAGGACCACGCAUAAUUGGAAGUAUGGAAAAUUCUUAUAAUUCUCACGACGCUCAAGGACAGAUGGAUAUUCCUGAAUCUUACAACCCUCAAGAAUUUUACCAAGGUUCCCGAAUAGUUGGCGGUGAGGAUGCUACUGAAGAUGACGUACAACACAUGGUCGGCCUAGUAGUAGGUGCAUAUUUGAAGGUCUUCACGUGCGGAGGUUCCCUGAUAUCACAUAAAACAGUCCUCACCGCCGCGCAUUGUAUAGAUGAAGUAGUAUGGUUUGGGCAGCUCAAAAACACACUCCAGGGUCAGAUAGGGAGUGUUUAUAUAAGCAAAGGCUAUACGGCGAUAAAGUUUUCCGGAUUCGAGAAUCAUCCUGAUUGGGAUCCCGUUGGAAUAAAGAAUGACAUUGGAGUGUUAAAGAUGGCUGAGCCUCUUAAUGAUUCACGUGCUAGGAUGAUUAAAUUAGACUUCAAAUGGAUUGGCGAUGGGGAGACAGUUACUGUUGCUGGUUGGGGAUUGUUAGAAUAUCCGGGGACGAUCCCGGACCGUUUGCAACGACUUCAUGUACACACAAUGAGUCCUGAAGAGUGUGAAGAGGGUGUUAAUGAAGCUAAUCUACAGAAUAGACCUUCGCCUCCUGUAAAUUCUUCUGUAGAGCUCUGUACUAUGCACAAGGAAGGCGCUGGGCAAGGCAUGUGUCACGGUGAUUCUGGGAGUGCAGUAAUGAUUCCUGAACUUGGUGGUAAUGAUAAGGAAUUGUCAAUUGUGGGGAUAGUUUCAUGGGGAUUCCCAUGUGCGCUUGGCCAUCCUGAUAUGCAUACGCGUCUUAGUCCGUACGAGACUUGGCUUAGAUCCCUGUUGGUGAUGGAUGGCGUGGACAUUGAGGAAUAAGUGUUA
Cydia amplana is the source of this 1074-nucleotide messenger RNA. RefSeq names its product chymotrypsin-1-like. Gene Ontology annotation, biological process: proteolysis. The coding region runs from base 1 to 1068 and encodes 355 amino acids. The transcript has a single exon. Gene Ontology annotation, molecular function: serine-type endopeptidase activity. The record is from RefSeq and is a predicted model, not a curated record. Lineage: Eukaryota; Metazoa; Arthropoda; Insecta; Lepidoptera; Tortricidae.